CCCGCCUCCGCGCCGCUCCGCGACGGGGCGGGCGGCGGCUUCGUGCCCGCCGCCGGCAUGGAGGCAGCGGGGUGGCGCGGACGGGUGCGGGGGGUUUCGCUGCCCACCCUCCUCCUUCUCCUUCUUCUUCUUCACGCAGCAGAAGAUUGUCUGGCUCAGUGUGAUAAUGACUGCAAGGCUUACUGCUGCGAUGGGACCGCUCCCUACUGCUGUUCAUAUUAUGCUUACAUUGGGAAUGUCCUUUCAGGCACGGCAAUAGCUGGAAUUGUUUUCGGCAUCGUAUUCAUCAUGGGAGUGAUUGCCGGGAUUGCCAUCUGUAUCUGCAUGUGCAUGAAGAACAACCGUGGCACCCGAGUGGGGGUCAUCCGGACAGCACACAUCAACACCAUCAGCACCUACCCGGUGACUCCACCACCAUACAGUUACGAACAUGAAAUGGAGUACCCAGUCGAUCUACCUCCACCUUAUACUCCAACUCCACAGACUUCAAUACAGUAUCCCCCACCCCCUCCUUACCCUGGUUAUUCUGGGAAAUAAUGGCAUGGCUUCACCCCAUUGUUAACUGGUUGUUGAAACAGCCAGCACCAUUGGAACAAAUAUUUUUGGCUCAGGGACAAGUAGGAUGGGGUCUGUAUCAGUAUAUCUGGUCAAACAUCAAAAUAACCAAGUUUUCCUGUGGCUCAGGACAAAGAAAAAUGCUGUCCGUUCUGGACCAUCACAAUCCAUGGUUAAACAAUGUGUGACAAAAGAAAUAGUCCCUAUAAGUCAGUGCCUGGUGAGUAGCAACCCCUCUGAGCGAUUGGGUAUUGGAGUCUUCCUGUUGAAGAAUGUGCACGUUUCAGGUGAUUCAACAAGGUCUGUUUCAAAUUGCUCAGGAGACAGCUGCUGUGACUUAUUCUGCAUAAAAAUUCCAGCUGUGGUCUUCAAACACAUUACACCUUCCUGUGAAACAAAGGGAAUAAGAAAGAGCAAGGAAGACCAAAGCUUCGCUUUCUACAUUGGGAUAAUACCUAAUGAUCAGCUGUGCAUAUUGAUCUCAUAAGUGCUGCUGGAGUUAUUCAGCAACAAAAAACUGAUGGAUGUUAUUUUUGGCCAAAUGCAGGUUGUUUUAAGUGCCUACUUUUUAAGAAAGUUGAGGCCAGUUUAUGGCCUAAAAUAUAAACAUGAAGAGCAUUUUUAUGUGUGAAUUACACUAAUUUAUCGCUGAUGAACUUUUAGCUGGACUUAAAUAUUCUGCACACUGGACAAGGCUACAGUGCCUUUUUGAAACCAAAUCAUGUGUUGAUUUUAAAUAAAAAAGAAUAUUGAUUUGGGAGUACAAAUGAGAUAAGUAAAAUAAAUCACUUAUUAAAUCAUCAUAGGCUUGUCUUUCAAUUGGGUUGCAUGAAGAUGUUUUAAAAACAGACAGUCAUACUGUUUUCCAGUAAUAAUGGUAUCCACUCUAACCAAAGAUAAGAGAAGAUUUGGAUUGGUUGCUGGGGGUACCUUGGAGCUUUCUCCAAGGAAGGGCAGUUACAUUCUCAUUUCUGUUUCACUGCUCAGAGAUAACAAAUCCUGAACGAGGUUGUCUUCACAAUUGUUUCUGCUCUGGACUUCAUCCUGUGACAUCUCUGCUGCUAAUGUGUCCUCUCCUAAGAUACAGAUGUGCCUCAGUUGAAAUCCUCCUGUGAAGUCUGACUUUCUGUGCACUGGAUUUUGGCACUCCAUACUCAGAACCAUCUGUUGUAGUGUUGAGUGUGCCUUCCAACCUUCCCAUCUGGGCUAUUGGUCAGUGUGAAGAAUAGAAGAAUCAUGUUUUAUUUUCCUGCAGGAAAAAACCUACCACAUCAUUCUACACUACUACCUCAACACCAGAUGGUCUUUCUGUGCCAAAAAGUUACCUGUAGGUAACCAACACUAUCAUUUCCCCCAUAUAUGUAUUAUGUAAUUUCUUUGAACUGAGCAUGCAGACACACCAAUCAAAGAGUAGUUUGUAUGUAAGGAAUCCAGUCUCCUAAAAAAAUAAAGAAAAUCAUCAUAAAUCUCCCUUUAAAGGAAGAAUUUCUCCAGCUGUCACCUUUGUCAGGACAAUUUACAAAGCAGAUUCCUUGAAUAAAAAGGUGUUUCUGGAAAACAACUCAAA
Coturnix japonica (Japanese quail) is the source of this 2122-nucleotide messenger RNA. RefSeq names its product cysteine and tyrosine rich 1 (gene CYYR1). The record is from RefSeq and is a predicted model, not a curated record. NCBI's taxonomy places the organism in Eukaryota, Metazoa, Chordata, Aves, Galliformes, Phasianidae.